Hirsutella rhossiliensis is the source of this 1170-nucleotide messenger RNA. Its product is annotated as kinase. Gene Ontology annotation, molecular function: protein kinase activity; ATP binding. Gene Ontology annotation, biological process: protein phosphorylation. NCBI's taxonomy places the organism in Eukaryota, Fungi, Ascomycota, Sordariomycetes, Hypocreales, Ophiocordycipitaceae. The record is from RefSeq and is a predicted model, not a curated record. The transcript is spliced from 2 exons. Bases 1 to 1170 code for a protein of 389 amino acids.
AUGGUUAAAGCCGAUCUGUUGAUACAAGGCCCGGCACUUCAAAUGGCCCGGGAAUCUCCGGGCGCGGAGAGCCCCGCUCCCACGUUUUGCAUGCUCGACUUGUUAGCCUCUGACCGCGCUAUCGAAUAUGCCUUCAUGUACAACGGCUCGCGAUUCUAUAUUUUCAUCAGUGCAGAAAAGCUUUUGGGCGGAGGUCACUUGUUGGAAGAUUUCCAAACAUUUUUGAGUGAUCUUGAUGAUCCUGACAUCAUGUUCCAGUUCGAGGAAUGGAUCCUUAGUCCACUCCAUGACUUCAUGCGCCAAGUAGCACCGAAGCAAGGUGGCGGAAAAGGUGGCGGAACUCGGAAGCCUAUUACUCUCCUCGACUACUUUUCUCCUCCGACAUACGCGUUCAUCCUCGUUAAUAAGGCAGGGAGACUCUUCGCUGUCCAGGAAGAGUACAAUGCUAGGGUCCAUGGCGACUCCAGUCCGAGAACCAGGAUUUUUGACUCUCUGUUAGAUUCUGGGCCCUCGGCUCACGAGCCUGCCGGUGACACUAAUAUUCGUGGCUAUAACAUGCCCAAUCAACACUUCAUUUGUCGUUCCUCUCUUCCACCUGUUCCCCAUAUCCUGGCUUCAGAACUUGAACGGGUCGAUGACGAGCUCAGCGACGAGGAAAUGAGCGACGUGCCAAGAAAAGUCCGGCGAGUCGGAACUGAUGAUGUCUUCUUCUUCAAGGCUGGCUUAAAAGACCACGGUCUUUCAAGAGAGAUAGAGCUACUUUCGCAGAUCAACCGCAGCGGCAACUUUAGCUCGCCUUUUCGAACUUCAACGCUUGUUGGGCUAGUUGUCUGGGAUGAUGACAAGACCUCUUUGAUGGGAUUCCUCCUGGAAUACAUCAAGGGCGAAACACUUGCAUCACGAAUGGACAGCGCUUCAAUAGAAACAAAGAAGAGGUGGCUUAGUCAAAUUGAGUCGACGCUAAAGAGGCUGCACGAAGUCGAUAUCAUCUGGGGGGACGUGAAGGCGGACAACGUUAUGGUUAAUACAGAUGGAGACGCAGUAUUGAUAGACUUCGGCGGAGGUUACAUACCUGAGUACGUAACACAGGAACUUCAGCAAACAGCCCAGGGAGACUUGAUCGGAUUGGAUCAUAUUAAAGCUGCCUUAGGUUUAACGGACGGAAGUUGA